AUGCUGGACGGCCUGAAGAUGGAGGAGAACUUCCAAAGCGCCAUUGAGACGUCGGCCUCCUUCUCCUCGCUGCUGGGCAGAGCGGUGAGCCCCAAGUCUGUCUGCGAGGGCUGUCAACGGGUCAUCUCGGACAGGUUUCUGCUGCGGCUCAACGACAGCUUCUGGCAUGAGCAGUGCGUGCAGUGUACCUCCUGCAAAGAGCCCCUGGAGACCACCUGCUUCUACCGGGACAAGAAGCUCUACUGCAAGUAUGACUACGAGAAGCUGUUUGCUGUCAAAUGCGGGGGCUGCUUUGAGGCCAUCGCGCCCAAUGAGUUUGUGAUGCGGGCCCAGAAGAGCGUGUACCACCUGAGCUGCUUCUGCUGUUGUGUCUGCGAGCGGCAGCUCCAGAAGGGCGAUGAGUUUGUCCUGAAGGAGGGGCAGCUGCUCUGCAAAGGGGACUAUGAGAAGGAGAGGGAGCUGCUCAGCCUGGUGAGCCCGGCAGCCUCAGACUCAGGCAAAAGUGAUGAUGAAGAAAGUCUUUGCAAGUCAGCCCAUGGGGCAGGGAAAGGAGCCGCUGAGGAUGGCAAGGACCAUAAGCGCCCUAAACGUCCCAGAACCAUCUUGACAACCCAACAGAGGAGAGCAUUCAAGGCCUCGUUUGAAGUAUCCUCCAAGCCGUGCAGGAAGGUGAGGGAGACUCUGGCUGCAGAGACAGGGCUGAGCGUCCGUGUCGUUCAGGUGUGGUUCCAGAACCAGAGAGCUAAGAUGAAGAAGCUGGCCCGGCGGCAGCAGCAGCAACAGCAAGAUCAACAGAACACCCAGAGGCUGAGUUCCGCUCAGACAAAUGGUGGCGGGAGCUCUGGGAUGGAAGGGAUCAUGAACCCCUACACUGCUCUGCCCACCCCACAGCAGCUUCUGGCCAUCGAGCAGAGCGUCUACAGCUCAGAUCCCUUCCGACAGGGUCUCACCCCACCCCAGAUGCCUGGAGACCACAUGCACCCCUAUGGUGCUGAGCCCCUUUUCCACGACCUGGAUAGUGAUGACACCUCUCUCAGUAACCUGGGUGACUGCUUCCUAGCAACCUCAGAAGCCGGGCCCCUGCAGUCCAGAGUGGGAAACCCCAUUGACCACCUGUACUCCAUGCAGAAUUCUUACUUCACCUCUUGA
Molecule: messenger RNA, 1149 nt
Organism: Mesoplodon densirostris (Blainville's beaked whale)
Lineage: Eukaryota; Metazoa; Chordata; Mammalia; Artiodactyla; Ziphiidae
Gene: LMX1A
Product: LIM homeobox transcription factor 1 alpha
Exons: 8
Coding region: 1-1149 (382 amino acids)
Biological process (GO): neuron differentiation; regulation of transcription by RNA polymerase II
Cellular component (GO): nucleus
Molecular function (GO): DNA-binding transcription factor activity, RNA polymerase II-specific; RNA polymerase II transcription regulatory region sequence-specific DNA binding
Source: RefSeq, a predicted model, not a curated record